GUUCAUCUUAUCUACAUGUAAAAUGUUUUGUACAAAAGAAAAGUUCGGCGCGGGCAAAUGUGGCUGGGUAUAAUUUUAUUUAUUUAUUUGAGGAUCAUUUGGAUAAAAUUUUGAAUUGAAACGACUCAAUGAGGCAGGUAAAAUGGAGAGGAUUUGACUUUCCAACAUUAAUUAUGGAGGGAAUAUAUGAUUAGUUCAGCAAGAGGGUGAUUUUAUACUCGGAAACACUCGGUCAAUCAAUGUUAUCAAGUCAUUGAUUACUCAAGUCAAUUUAUUUAUGUUAACCAUUACAUAAUGAUGCAAUGAGCGAUUAAUCAAACUCGUUCAAGGACAAUUUUAACAUGGCGGAGUCUUCACCGUCGUCGUUAAUACCCGGCUUGACGGACGACGUAGCGGAGCGCUGCCUCUCGCGAAUCCCGCGAUAUGACUUUCGAAUCAUUUCUCAGGUCUGCCGGGGAUGGAGGAUGUUCAUCAAGAGCAAGCAUUUCGCAGACGUUCGAAAGUUGACCGGACCGGUGGAGGAGUUCAUGUGUGUUAUGAUGGAUGGUCGGUUCAUAAGAGAUCGCCAGUUCGUAAAUUAUUUGUACGGGGAAGUUUUCGACGCCUCGGGAAACAAUCUGGGACAGAUCCCUCGCGUCCCUGGGCCUUUCAAGAGCCGUUUCGGCGUCGCGGUGCUCGGUGGCGGAAAGAUCGUGAUCAUAGGUGGAUAUGCGGAGGUUGAAGGGUUUCCGGUCGAUGGGAACCGUAUCUCUGCUUCGGCCGAUGUUUACGAGUUUGAUCCUGCCUUUAACAGCUGGAGAAAUCUAGCGCCCAUGAACAUACCACGUUACAGCUUUGCAUUUGCUGUAGCGGACGGCCUUUUGUAUGUGAUCCGAGGCCGUUCCUCAGAUGGUAAACACCUUCUCAGCUCGGAAAUAUACAACCCGGAAACUAACCAGUGGAGCCUCAUGGAUUGUCCACACCGCCCCAACUUUCGAUGUGCCUUCGCAUUCUCCUUCAAUUCCAAACUCUACGUUGUAGACGAUAAAUCGAGGUUCAUCGAGAUAUAUGACCCCAAAACGGAGACAUGGGAAGAGUUAGACUCGGGACAAUCACUGUCGGUCUACUCCUACACUGUUAUUAGGAACAAAGUGUAUUUCUUUGAACAUAACAAGCCGGGACUGGGAGUGUUUGAUCCAGAGGAGAAUUCUUGGAGCUCGGUGUUUGUGCCUUGGGCCCCAGGUGCUUACUGGUUCAGACUAGGGGAAUGGAACAAUAAGGUUAUUCUGAUUGCACGGAUGGGGGGAUGUAAUGCCUUAACUGGUGACCUUGAUAAAGCGAACUCGUCCAAGUGGACAGCCACGCAGAUUAAACCAUCUGGUUCUUACCCGACCAUCGUUCUCAUCAACUUCUGACACCCCCCCCCUUUUUUGGCUACAUUGUCUUUGAAAAUGUGUGUAAUGUUUUGGGGCUGUGAGCUUUGUGUGUUUGACCCUCAACUUUGUCAAUGAUUCAUAUAUUUGUAGUGCGUAUGCCUACUAAACUUGUGUAAAUAUGUUUUCACAAUUAUUUUGCAUGGCUUUGUUUCUGAAGCAGAGGGAGAGAAUUUCAAAAACCCAUUCAUGAAAAGAUUUAGAACCUUGG
This is a messenger RNA of Brassica napus (rape), 1623 nucleotides long. RefSeq names its product putative F-box/kelch-repeat protein At1g27420. Gene Ontology annotation, molecular function: protein binding. Bases 342 to 1394 code for a protein of 350 amino acids. NCBI's taxonomy places the organism in Eukaryota, Viridiplantae, Streptophyta, Magnoliopsida, Brassicales, Brassicaceae. The record is from RefSeq and is a predicted model, not a curated record. The transcript is spliced from 3 exons.